AUGCGCACCGUUUUCCGGAACGCCAGAGUCUUCACUGGCUCGCAGGACGCCUCGUCGUACGGAAAGCAUUCAUGCAUGAUCGUCAAUGACGACCUGAUCGAAUACGUGGGCGACGGGUCCGAUGCUGCCGUUGUGCAAGCGGCCGCCGAGCAGGGAGCGAAAGUAGUCGAUCUCGACAGCAGACAUACUCUAGCACCAGGCUUUAUCGACGGCCACAUGCACCUCCUGAUGUUCGGGACGUCUCUCCAAAAGAUCAGCCUAGAGCAUUGUCGGACGCUGGCGGACAUACAGUCCACAGUCCGCGAAGCCGCCAGAGCCGAUCCUUCGAAACGCCGCAUACUGUGUCGUGGCUGGAUGCAUUUCAUGACUGGUGGCAAGGCACUAGCAAAAGACCUGGAUGGACUUGACGAGCAGCAAGAUCGACCCAUUUUCAUCGAUUCGAAGGACUUGCAUUCCACAUGGUGCAACACUGUCGCUUUGAAGGAGAUGGGCGUGCUGCAGGACAUGCCCGAUCCGCCUGGUGGAGAGAUCCAGCGGGACGAGCAGGGGAUUGCCACCGGUCUCCUAAGUGAGGCCGCCGCCAUCACGAUCGUAUGGCCGCAUCUCGCGAAAGUGGCGUCGAUGGACGAAAAGGUCGCGGCAAUCCGCCAGGCGAUCACGACGUACAACUCCUCGGGAUAUACGGGCGUGGUGGAAAUGGCCAUGGACGAAAACGCAUGGGAAGCCCUGCUCGAGCUGAGAUCUUCUGAAGAUGUGACCAUUCGCGUCGCCGCGCACUGGCUGAUCUAUCCGUCCAAGACGGACGAGGAGAACUUCCGCCAGGUGGAUCGCGCCAUCGAGCUGUGGAAGCAAUACAACCUGCAGACAUCGCCGGAUUUCCGCAUCGCGGGGAUCAAAGUCAUCGGCGACGGGGUCAUUGACGCGUGCACGGCGGCGCUGCUGGAGCCGUACUCGUCAAAUGGAGUCUCGUGCGAUCCGCUGUGGGAUGCGCACAUGCUCCAGCGGGUCGUCGAACGAGCCGACACUGCCGGGCUGCAAUGCGCCCUGCACGCCAUUGGAGACGCGACGAUCAAGAUGGCCAUCGACGCUCUGAGCACCGUCGCUUCCAGCGGCCGCCGCCAUCGCAUUGAGCACUUGGAGCUGACAUCUCCGGGCGAUGCGAAACGGCUAAGCGAGGCUGGCAUCACCGCGUCGAUCCAAGCCGUGCACGCCGACCCGGCCAUCUUGCGGCAGUGGACCAAGUUACUGGGAGAGCAGCGGCGCGGCCGGGCCUUUGCAUACCGCGAAUUCCUCGACCAAGGGGUGCCUCUCGCGCUGGGCACCGACGCCCCCACGGCUCCGAACCUGCCUUUGCCGAACCUCUACGUGGCCACCACUCGAAAAUCAGCAAGGGAAGCGACAUCCCACGAAACGGUCAACGAGCACUUUGCGCUGCCUCUGUUGAGCGCCUUCUCGGCGGCCACUCGGGGCGCGGCAUAUAGUUGCUUCAUGGACCAGAUCACAGGCAGGCUAGAGGUAGGCAUGAAGGCUGACUUUGUGGUUCUGGACAUGGAAUGGUCGCCCGAGACCCUGCUGCAGGCAAAAGUUCUGCAGACCUGGUUCAAUGGACAACAGGUAUAUAUUGCUCAAUAA
Fonsecaea multimorphosa CBS 102226 is the source of this 1632-nucleotide messenger RNA. RefSeq lists its product as uncharacterized. Lineage: Eukaryota; Fungi; Ascomycota; Eurotiomycetes; Chaetothyriales; Herpotrichiellaceae. Gene Ontology annotation, molecular function: hydrolase activity, acting on carbon-nitrogen (but not peptide) bonds. The transcript has a single exon. The coding region runs from base 1 to 1632 and encodes 543 amino acids. The record is from RefSeq and is a predicted model, not a curated record.